AUGAAUACUGACCUCCUUUCAAUAACUUCACUUUUUCCAAAAGUGCUUACAACUGGGCUAUAUAUAUGGACCUACUAUGUUACAGUAACAAGGGUGACAGUAUUUCCAUAUAAAUUUGUAUUUUCAGUGGUUAGCUUACUUGCAAUAGUGGCCCUCUACACAUAUUUUAAGGUGAUUAACGUUGGUCCUGGCUCUCCUAUAGAUUUCCAAGAUUUGGCCAUUAGAGAUCUACAUAAUGUAGAAAUUGGAGUAGAAUUACCCCCAGAAUAUUUAACACGAAAAUCAGUAACGAUAAAACAUGAUGGUAGAUUCCGAGUUUGCCACACUUGUAAAUACUGGAAACCCGAUCGUUGUCACCAUUGUUCGUCGUGUGAACGAUGCAUUUUGAAAAUGGAUCAUCAUUGUCCUUGGUUCGCUGAAUGCAUUGGAUUCGAAAAUCAAAAGUUCUUUAUCCAAUUUUUGCUUUAUAGUACAGUUUAUUCCACUUUUGUGUUAAUUAUAACCUCAAUUCAAUUAUUUAGAUGGUUUCACUCAGGCAAAUAUUCAGAAGAAUAUAUUGAUAUCAGAGUGCUACAGAUAUGGCUAUUGGCUAUUGCAGUAACAACAUCGAUGUUUGUCUUCUCCUGGUUUACUAUAAGACAGCUAUUAAAGAAUCAAACAACUAUUGAAAUGUAUGGUCAACGUAGGUAUAGAAGAGAAUUUGAAAUCAGGCAUGGUAUGUCUCCAUCAAGUGAAAUUAAUGUGUUUGAUUUGGGUUCAAGUUCAUCAAACUGGAAAGAUGUGAUGGGUAAUUCCAUUAUUGAAUGGAUAUUACCAAUAAAGACAUUUCAAAGCCAAAGAAGUAGGUAUAGUUUGGAUGAUCACGGCUUAUACUUUAAUGUAAAUAAUUCACUUGCUACCCAAUCUUUACUAGAUGACUCGCAUCUACAGGAUCAAUUGAUGAGAAGAGUUACACCAAGAUCUUCUAUAGAUAUAGAUCAUUAUUGA
Molecule: messenger RNA, 987 nt
Organism: Maudiozyma barnettii
Lineage: Eukaryota; Fungi; Ascomycota; Saccharomycetes; Saccharomycetales; Saccharomycetaceae
Gene: PFA3
Product: palmitoyltransferase PFA3
Exons: 1
Coding region: 1-987 (328 amino acids)
Biological process (GO): protein targeting to membrane; peptidyl-L-cysteine S-palmitoylation
Cellular component (GO): Golgi apparatus; endoplasmic reticulum
Molecular function (GO): protein-cysteine S-palmitoyltransferase activity
Source: RefSeq, a predicted model, not a curated record